UUUAGAUAUAAUACUUGGUAAUCAGUGUUUACCAAACAUUCAAAGUAUUUAUAAAGUUUAUUGUGUACAGCUACUUAAUAAUAUUUUUCUGCUUUUCUGUAUAAUUUGUAUGGGAAACACCAAAAUGAAAGUAAGAUGAAAACGAGGCUUGGCUUCAUGUUGCCAUGGGCCAGAUCCUAGUGACAAGUUGGCGGGUUGUUUUUCAGAUAAUUCCCAAUUAAGUGAAAUAAAAGAGGAUUAUGUAGCAGUAUUUAUUGUAAAUUGUCUGGGUUAAAUCAAAAUAAAAAGAAAUGGCUGAGAAAAAGUUCAAAGGUUCUCCAUUUGGAACACAAACUGCCAGGUUUGAUGUGUCAGGUGUACAUCCAAAAGUUAAAGUGCCUGGAACAUUUACAGAAAUACCAUAUGACAAAAAAUCUAUUGAAGAGCUUAAUCGUCGCAUGGGUCCUGGCUCAUACCAUGUUGACGUAGGUGGAUUCAAUAGAAAAACAGUUGACGAGAAAGCGUCAGGUCCCGGUUGGGCUCGUGCACAUGAAGUGGAAAGAAGUGCAGCAUUGCCACAUCUACUACAUAAAGAACAAUGGGAAAUGAAGAAAGAACUUAUCAGGAAACUUGGCCCUGGUUCAUAUGAAAUUAAAGAUUUUCUGGAAAACAGUGACUUAAAACCUCGCAGUGCUAGAGGCAUAUGUGAAACACGAGCUACAAGAUUUAAAGAAUUACUGAAUGAAAUACCAGGACCAGGAACCUAUGGUAAAGGUGGUAUCCCUCAUUCAGCCUGCGAGGAGAAGGCCCAACUUUCAACAUCUACUGUGGGUAUGCUAGAUGCUGGUUCAUCUACUCCUAGAAACCUACCCUCAGUUGGGUCAAAACUCGGACCAGGUACCUACAACUUUAAGAGUUUUGCUGAGCAGACAGUGAACAAAGUAACAAGUGUUCGAGGACCGUAUGAUCUGUUCUCAGGUGAUAGAAAUAAACCAAUUACAGUCGGCUAUCUAGCAGCACCAAAACUAGCCAAUCUGGGACCAGGGCAAUAUCAGUUAAAGUCAUUUGUAGAUGAUUGGGAAACUAUACACAGAAACAGACAGGGGAAAUUUGGGAAGGUAAAACAAUACCCAGAACAGCCAACAGACAGAGUGUUCUGCAGCACAUUGUCACAAUGUCCGAAAGAAGAGACACAACCUGGGCCCGGUCAGUAUGAGCCUAAAGAAUUAGUUAGACCAGGAUCAAAGAAAGCUCCUGGAUUCCUCUCCACAGCGCAGAGAAAUGAUAAACUCUCUCAAAAAUUCUUCACACAAAACUUUAACCCUGUGGGUCCAGGUCGCUAUGAUAUACAGAAAUAUGAGGAGGCCCAGCAUCGUAAUGGCAACAGCAGUGUGUUCCAAGCCAAGACAGGACGACUUUCUCUUGCCAUGGAAAAAUUCCUCAAAGAGCGUGUACGUGGCAAGGAUGUUCGUGUUGAAGAUCGUGUAUUCCUCGUAGAGCCUCAAGCACCUCCAGGGUACGACAUGUAUAGAUCUAAAACACAGGAGAACUUCACUAAACUCAAAGCUAUGACUAUUGCAUGAGACGUUUUAGAUAUUUUUUUGUGGUCAUUGCUCAAUAUAAUAUAUAUAUCAAAAGCAAAAAGCAAAUUUGGAGAAAAAAAAAACUUAUUUGUACCAUUUAGUUGCAUAAUGCUGGCAAAUAGAUCCCAUAGUAUGUUAUUAUAAAAAGUAUAAGAUA
Molecule: messenger RNA, 1719 nt
Organism: Ruditapes philippinarum (Manila clam)
Lineage: Eukaryota; Metazoa; Mollusca; Bivalvia; Venerida; Veneridae
Product: ciliary microtubule-associated protein 2-like
Exons: 10
Coding region: 291-1562 (423 amino acids)
Source: RefSeq, a predicted model, not a curated record